GGCGGCGCCGCCAUUUUGUGCUGAAGCUGCCUCAGGAUGGAGUCGAAACCCGAACCGGAGCUGCCCGCCGCCCGCCGAGCCUGCCGACUCACCGCCCCGCCACGGAGCGCCGCUCCACGCACCCCUCCGCACCGCUGGCAGCGCUGAACGGCCUCAUGGAGCACAGCGGACGCGAACGCGCCGGCCCCGGCUUGGGAUGGGCCCGACUGGGCCUGGCCGGGGCCUGGCCGAAGCUGGCGGCGCCCAGCGCGGCGCCCGCCGGCGGCUCGUCCCAGGCGAGCCCGCCCUUCUCGUGGCUGCGCGUGGUGUCGCAGCUGCUGUCGCCGCUACCCGCCCUCCUGCAGCGGCUGCUGCCCGGCGCCGCGCUCAGCUCCGCGCUGUGCCCCGCCAAGGCACCGCCGCCGCUGGUGCUGCUGCCCAAGGCGGACACCGGACUGGACUGGACCGAGGAGAAACUCCCGGAGAAGCGGCCGGAGCCGCCGGCGGGGCUGUGGGGAGCAGGGCUGGGGAGGAACAGCCUGGGAGCCCUUCCCAUGGAUUGGUACGUGCUGGGCUUGGAGCAGGGCAAGAGCCACCUGCCGCAGCCGCUGCGAGCCGAGGGCUUGCCCGAGGUUGAAUUCCUGCGCAGCAAGCGCCUGGCGUUCCUCCAGCGCUGGCAUCUGCCCGUGCCCGACCCCGACCACGGCUACCACAGCCUGGAGGAGGAGCAGCAGCAGCAGAACAGGGGUGUCUGCCUGGAAAUCGGGGAGCAGCGCGGUAAUAACGGGGAUUUAGAGCAGCCUGAGGAUGCGGGGAUUCAGCCCGGAGGGGUCCCCGAGGAGCAGGAGGGGCUCCGGGGUGCGGCUGAGGAGGGGGAAGCCUUGGCUGAAGAGGAACGUGAGGACUCGGAAACAGAGCAAGACUUCCCAAUAUCCACCAGACCUGUCUGUGCGAAUAAAUUAAUCGAUUAUAUCAUCGGGGGAGUAUCCAGCGGCGAGGAGAGUGAGGGUGAGGAAGACUGGGAUGAUGGUGAUGAUGAUGAUGAUGAUGAAGAUGAUGAUGACGGGUUUGACAGCGAAGAGCUGCCCUCCGACUCAGACGCCGGCAGCCAGGACGGGGAGAGGCUUCAUCUGUGGAACUCCUUUUACAGCUUGGAUCCCUACAACCCUCAGAACUUCACGGCCACCAUCCAAACGUCUUCCAGCGAGCCGGGAAAGGGAAUGUCGGACAUGGAGGAGGAGGAGGAGGAGGAGGAAGGCUCAUGGGCAGAGUCCUCUGAGGGCUCGCCUAGUUCCGAUGAGGACGAGUGGGACUGCGAGAGCGUGGAUGAGGCGGAGAGCUUGAAACUUUGGAACUCGUUCUGUAGCUCGGACGAUCCCUAUAACCCUUUAAACUUCACGGCGGCUUUUCAGCCCGCGGAGAAAAAAGGGACGCCGGCUUUGCCAGGGGCGGAGAGGGCGAGCUGUGCCCCCUCGGAGCAUUCCGGCGUGUGCAGGGCACGGCUGCAAAAACACAACGGCGGCAGCGCCGAGCUGGGCCAGAGCAGCGAGAAAACUGCCAGCUCCAAGCGGAAAAAGGUGACAUUCCAGGAGGAGGUGACAGAAUAUUACAUCAGCAGCGAGGAGGAUCGCCGGGGGCCCUGGGAGGAGCUGGCGCGGGACGGCUGCCGCUUCCAGAGGCGCAUCCAGGAGACCGAGCAGGCCAUUGCCUUCUGCCUGAGCCCCCAGCACCGGCUCCGCGUGCUGCAGAGGCUCCAGCAGCCCCAAUCCCACAGGACUGACCCCUUCUAGAACCUUCCACCCCCUCCAAUUCACCUCACCCAUCCGUUCGUCAAAUCUCAACCACACCUGGCAGCUGCAUGUGUUGAAAUGGGGGAGAAAAAUCAGAUUUUUUUUUUAUUUUUACCCCCCUGAUUUAAUAUUGAGAAAUUGUUUUGAUAACCUUGGAGCUCCCUUGAGAUUGGGAGCCCCAAUCCCACAGGACUGACCCCUUCUAGAACCUUCCACCCCCUCCAAUUCACCUCACCCAUCCAUUCGUCAAAUCUCAACCACACCUGGCAGCUGCAUGUGUUGAAAUGGGGGAGAAAAAUCAGAUUUUUUUUUAAUUUUUUUUUUUUCCCCAUGGUUUGAUAUUGAGAAAUUUUGAUAACCUUGGAGCUCCCUUGAGAUUGGGAGCCCCAAUCCCACAGGACUGACCCCUUCUAGAACCUUCCACCCCCUCCAAUUCACCUCAGCCAUCCAUUCGUCAAAUCUCAACCACACCUGGCAGCUGCAUGUGUUGAAAUGGGGGAGAAAAAUGAGAUUUU
Molecule: messenger RNA, 2284 nt
Organism: Zonotrichia leucophrys gambelii
Lineage: Eukaryota; Metazoa; Chordata; Aves; Passeriformes; Passerellidae
Gene: PPP1R15B
Product: protein phosphatase 1 regulatory subunit 15B
Exons: 2
Coding region: 156-1769 (537 amino acids)
Biological process (GO): response to endoplasmic reticulum stress
Cellular component (GO): protein phosphatase type 1 complex; endoplasmic reticulum
Molecular function (GO): protein phosphatase regulator activity
Source: RefSeq, a predicted model, not a curated record